This is a messenger RNA of Erigeron canadensis, 3003 nucleotides long. RefSeq names its product chloride channel protein CLC-f. The transcript has 9 exons. Gene Ontology annotation, molecular function: voltage-gated chloride channel activity. Gene Ontology annotation, cellular component: membrane; chloroplast; Golgi apparatus. NCBI's taxonomy places the organism in Eukaryota, Viridiplantae, Streptophyta, Magnoliopsida, Asterales, Asteraceae. Bases 403 to 2676 code for a protein of 757 amino acids. The record is from RefSeq and is a predicted model, not a curated record. Gene Ontology annotation, biological process: transmembrane transport; chloride transport.
AGAUGUGCUAACAUGAGAGUACGAGGGCUUGAAAGAGAAACUUUGUGAAACUUUGUUUCGGUUGUAUUCCAUCAUCAUCAGAGAGAGAGAGAGAGAGAGAAGGAGGCAACAACAACAACAAUCCGAUCGUGUCUGGGUUUGGUUUCCGGUGAGUUGCGACCAGAGCAGCGUCAUUACGUGUGUCUAGAGAGAUAGAGAGAGGGGUUUGGAUUGGGGCGGAUCCACCACCCAAUCCAUCAAAAACCGCCUUGGAAUAACUUAUAGCCGUGACUCAGUAAAUCAGCCAGAUCUAUAUUUAUUUUUUGUGAAAGGGAGGACUGUGGAAUGGAAUGGAAUGAUGAGCAGCAGCAGCAGCAGUAAAUAUUUAUAAGAAGGAAAGAAAUCUUUAUCAAAAAGUAAAGAAUGAUGUCUGGAGGCGAGGAUGAUAAGUCCCCGAUUCUAUUACGAACGAAUUCCUUAUCGGCUUUAGAUAUAGAAGAAGGGGCCCAGAAUUCAUCAUCAGCAUCAGGAGGUGGAGGUGGAGGGGGGAGAAGAAGCAUCAAGGAUCUGUUGUGGAAUCGAGCCUUUUCGGGAAGGCGUCUUAGCAUUAAACAACGCAGCAGCAGCAGCAGCAGCAGAUGGUCUCCUCGUAAUCAUCAUGUGUCCCCUAGAACUAAAAGACUAAUAAUAAAUGUUGAUGAUGAGAUCCUUGCAGACGGAGCUCCCCCCGAAUGGGCUUUACUCCUUGUUGGAUGUCUUCUUGGCCUUGCUACCGGUCUCUGUGUCGCCGCUUUUAAUCGUGCUGUGCAUGUAAUACAUGGAUGGGCAUGGGCUGGCACACCAAAUGAAGGUGCUGCUUGGCUACGAUUGCAAAGACUGGCCGACACUUGGCAUAGGAUCCUUUUGAUUCCGGUCACCGGAGGAGUCAUAGUCGGGAUGUUACAUGGGUUACUUGAAAUAUUAGACCAAAUAAAGCAGUCAACUCCCGGCAAUGGUUUGAGUUUCCUGUCUGGAUUUUUUCCUACAGUUAAAGCUAUCCAAGCUGCAGUAACCUUAGGUACUGGGUGUUCUUUGGGUCCUGAAGGCCCAAGUGUCGAUAUUGGAAAAUCAUGUGCCAAUGGAUGCUCGUUAAUGAUGGAAAAUAAUAAAGAACGUAGGAUAGCUCUUGUAGCAGCUGGUGCUGCUGCUGGCAUUGCUUCAGGUUUUAAUGCAGCAGUUGCUGGUUCCUUCUUUGCCAUUGAGACUGUUUUAAGACCUCUGCGUGCUGAAAACUCACCUCCAUUUACAACUGCUAUGAUUAUAUUGGCCUCAGUUAUUUCAUCCACUGUCUCCAAUGCUGUCCUUGGUGAAAAGCAGGCGUUCACAGUGCCCACAUAUGAUUUGAAAUCUGCUGCAGAACUACCUUUGUACCUGAUAUUGGGCAUGUUGUGUGGAGUAGUUAGCGUAUUAUUUACCCGUUUGGUAACAUGGUUUAGUAAUGCAUUUGAAUAUAUAAGAGAACGGUUUGGACUUCCUAGUGUGGUCACGCCCGCUUUAGGUGGUUUAGGAGCAGGGAUAAUAGCACUCAAGUAUCCUGGAGUUCUGUACUGGGGGUUCACGAAUGUUGAUGAAAUUUUACAUACCGGAAAGAUAGCUUCAGCACCUGGAAUCUGGCUUCUAGCACAGUUAGCUGCAGCAAAAGUUGUAGCCACAGCUCUUUGCAAAGGUUCUGGGCUUGUUGGUGGGUUGUAUGCACCAAGUUUAAUGAUUGGUGCUGCAGUGGGUGCGGUUUUCGGAGGUUCAGCAGGACAGUUGAUUAACUCUGCUAUUCCCGGGAACACUGCUAUUGCUGAACCACAGGCGUAUGCAUUAGUAGGAAUGGCUGCAACUUUGGCGUCGGUUUGUUCUGUUCCGUUGACUUCCGUUUUACUUUUGUUUGAGCUGACAAAGGAUUACAGAAUCUUGCUUCCACUCAUGGGGGCUGUUGGGUUAGCUAUAUGGGUACCAUCUGUAGCAAACCAGUCAAAAGAUGCUGAGGGAUCUGAUGCACGAAGAGGUUAUUCUAUGCUUUCACCAGUUGACAAAUUCGAGAACUGGAGACAAACUGGCGAUGGAGAUGAUUUGGAACUUUGUAUCAUGGGGCCUGAUGAUAACCAUGAAGCCAUCGAUGAAGAUAUUAUUCUCGAGGAUUUGAAGGUUUCACAAGCUAUGUCAACCAACUACCUUACUGUGGGAUUAUCGUCGACUAUUAAAGAGGCCGUACAGUGUAUGGACAAUGGACAACAAACUUGCGUGCUUGUUGUUGAUUCUGAUGAGCAUUUAGAAGGGAUUAUGACUUAUGGUGACAUUAAACGUGGCAUGUUGCGGAACUAUGAUGAAUUUUCCGAUGGUGGCUCAUUAACCCCAGAUUUCAGUGAAUGUCUUGUUUCUUCUGUGUGUUCCCGCGAGAUAACCUAUCAUGGGAGAAAACGUGGACUUUUGACUUGCUAUCCUGAGACGGAUUUGGCAAUUGCUAAAAAGCUAAUGGAGGCGAAAGGAGUAAAGCAAUUACCUGUGGUACAACGUGCUGUUCAUUUAGAAAGAAAAAGAAGAAUUGUUGCUAUUCUUUAUUACCAUUCAGUAUGGAACUGUCUCAGAGAGGAACUGAAUCGCAGGGGACACGAGUAUCAGCAGAGGUCAGAAGAUCAUAUUGAAGAAAAGAUAUCCAAUGGCCAUUAAAUUGAAGUUAUUUGCCAGUCGUCAUACUGAAGAUUUUACAAAUAUUAUGUGCCAAAAUGAAAGCCCAUACAGAAAGCAGAGUUUUGAAACUGUAGUUAUCCAAAAUGACACAAGGGUAUGAAACCCUAUUGAGUUUUGAAGGCAGAGGUGAAAUAUCCCAAAAAUGUAGAUGUUAUUAUACGUGUAAUAUACCAAUACAAUUUUUUAACUCUAGUUAUAGGAGGAUUAUUUGAAAAUGUGGUCAAUAAAGCCUAAUUUGUAUCCUUAUUUUGUUGAGGUUGUAGUGUAUUUUACCCUUUAUAUACGAGACAAUUUUUUCCUACACAA